AAUUAGGAACGCAAAACCCUUGCUUUCAUUUUUGGCGGGAGGAUAGAAAGAAAUCCUUGCGAAGAAUCCAAUCGAAUGGCGGAGAUGACCCCUGAGCAGGUAGAGGAAGAGUUCAGCGUAUGGAAGAAGAACACCCCAUUCCUCUACGAUCUCAUCGUUUCUCACCCGCUCGAGUGGCCUUCUUUGACUGUCCACUGGGUACCUUCUUCUCCCACCCCUUAUGGAGCCGACCCUACUUUAAACGUUCACAAGAUUGUCCUCGGCACCCACACCAGCGGUGGCGCCACGGAUUUCCUCAUGAUUGCAGACGCAAUACUCCCCACCCUUGCCUCUGAAUCCAACAUCGCCUCUAAAAAUGAUGACCCAAUUAUCCCUAAGGUGGAGAUAACACAGAAAAUGCGUGUUGAUGGGGAAGUCAACAGGGCUAGAUGUAUGCCGCAAAAUCCGGUUAUUAUCGGUGCAAAGACCAGUGGCUGUGAGGUUUUUGUGUUUGAUUACGCCAAGCAGGCAGCAAAGGAGCAAGAGGGUGAAUGUGUUGCUGAUUUGAGGUUGAGGGGUCAUGAUAAAGAAGGGUAUGGAUUAUCGUGGAGUCCGUUUAAGGAGGGUUAUCUUCUUAGUGGUUCACAAGACCAUAAGAUAUGCCUGUGGGACUUGUCAGCUUGGCCUCAAGAUACUGUUCUUGAUGCUACGCAUGUUUAUGAGGCCCAUAAGAGUGUGGUUGAAGAUGUAUCAUGGCAUCUGAAGAAUGAGAAUCUAUUUGGUUCGGCCGGUGAUGAUUGUCAGUUGAUGAUCUGGGACUUGCGCACUAACCAAACCGAACAACAUGUUAAAGCUCAUGAGAGAGAGAUCAAUUAUUUGUCGUUCAAUCCCUAUAAUGAGUGGGUUCUGGCCACAGCAUCUUCUGACUCCUCCAUAUGUUUGUUUGAUAUGCGAAAGCUGACUGUUCCUUUGCAUGUUUUAAGCAGUCACAGUGGAGAAGUCUUCCAGGUAGAAUGGGAUCCUAAUCAUGAGACGGUGCUGGCAUCUUCUGGUGAUGAUAGAAGAUUGAUGAUUUGGGACCUUAACAGGAUUGGAGAAGAGCAAUUAGAAAUCGAGUUAGAUGCAGAUGAUGGCCCUCCUGAGCUUCUUUUUGCUCAUGGGGGCCAUAAAGCUAAAAUUUCGGAUUUCUCAUGGAACAAAAAUGAGCCAUGGGUGAUUUCGAGUGUAGCCGAGGAUAAUACUCUUCAGGUGUGGCAAUUGGCAGAGAGUAUAUAUCGAGACGACGAUGACAUUCAAACCGCCGAGGAGUGAGGACUAUCACAUAGUUCAUAGAUAUUGGUUUUAGAGUCUUAUAUUAUCAUAUUUUCUAAGUGAGCAACUUUAGGAGUGUUGAACAUGUAAUUUAAUAUUCAAACCUUCCGUCUGCUAUAAUUAGCUUAUUUAAGGUUGAUUUACUGUUGAACUAAAGUUUCUGUA
Messenger RNA from Hibiscus syriacus, 1455 nucleotides. RefSeq names its product WD-40 repeat-containing protein MSI2-like. Gene Ontology annotation, cellular component: nucleus. The record is from RefSeq and is a predicted model, not a curated record. Lineage: Eukaryota; Viridiplantae; Streptophyta; Magnoliopsida; Malvales; Malvaceae. Gene Ontology annotation, biological process: regulation of gene expression. The transcript has 7 exons. Bases 76 to 1290 code for a protein of 404 amino acids. Gene Ontology annotation, molecular function: histone binding.